Molecule: messenger RNA, 8472 nt
Organism: Paramisgurnus dabryanus
Lineage: Eukaryota; Metazoa; Chordata; Actinopteri; Cypriniformes; Cobitidae
Source: RefSeq, a predicted model, not a curated record
GACUACACUGUGAUGUUUGUUGUACUCAUGUUUAAAAGAUUCAGAACCUCAGACUCUUUGCUCAGUUUGCUCAUCAAAGCUCCCAAAUGGGGGUUCAAAAGGCAGCUCUUUUAUUCAGCCUUUUCUUCUUCUCAGCUGCAGAAGAUUGUUUUCACUGCACUGGAGAUGACUACAGAGGCAAGAUCUCCAUCACUGAGAGUGGAUACACCUGCCAACGCUGGGACUCUCAGACACCACACAAACAUGAAUUCAUCCCUUCAGCUUUUCCAGUGAAGUUCUUGGAAGAGAACUACUGCAGGAACCCUGAUAGACUGCACAUGCCCUGGUGCUAUACAACAAAUCCAUCCAAACGCUGGGAAUUCUGCUCUGUUCCUCGAUGCACAACAGAACCGCCCACAGUUGUGCCAGAGCUCACCUGUUUUACCGGAGAAGGACGCUCCUACAGGGGCACAAUUUCUGUGACUAAAUCAGGGAAAACCUGUCAGAAAUGGACAUCCCAAACACCUCACAAACAUGGCAGAACUCCAGAGAAUAACCAAUGCAAAGGUCUUGAAGAAAAUUACUGCAGGAAUCCUGAUGAUGAGAACGCACCCUGGUGUUACACCACAGACCCUGAAACCCGUUGGGAAUUCUGCAAUGUGCCCAGUUGUGGAGAUCAACCUCAACCUGGUCCGAAUUGGACUGCAGAGGAUUGUAUGCACUGCACUGGAGACGACUACAAAGGCAAGAUCUCCAUCACUGAGAGUGGAUACACCUGCCAACGCUGGAUCUCUCAGACACCACACAAACAUGAUUUUGUCCUUUCAAUUCUACCUGUAAAACAUUUGGAGGAGAACUACUGCAGGAACCCUGAUGGACAACCCAGGCCCUGGUGCUAUACAACAGAUCCGUCCAAACGUUGGGAACAUUGCUCUAUUCCUCAAUGCACAACUACACCACCCACAACUGUACCAGAGUUUACCUGUAUUACUGGAGAAGGACGCUCCUACAGGGGCACAAUUUCUGUAACCAAAUCAGGAAAAACCUGCCAGAAAUGGACAUCACAAACACCUCACAAGCAUUCCAGAACUCCAGAGAAUUACCUAUGCAAAGGUCUUGAAGAGAACUACUGCAGAAAUACUGAUAAUGAGAAAGCACCCUGGUGUUACACCACAGACCCUGAAACUCGCUGGGAAUACUGCAAUGUGCCCAAUUGUGAAGAUCCAUCUAGACCUGAUUGUAUGCACUGCAAUGGAGAAGACUACAGAGGCAAGAUCUCCAUCACUGAGAGUGGAUACACCUGCCAACGCUGGGACUCUCAGACACCACAUAAACAUGAUUUUGUCCUUUCAAUUUUACCUGUAAAACAUUUGGAGGAGAACUACUGCAGGAACCCUGAUGGAUCGCCCAGGCCCUGGUGUUAUACAACAAAUCCGUCCAAAAGCUGGGAAUAUUGCUCUAUUCCUCGAUGCACAACUACACCACCAACAAUUGUACCAGAGCUCACCUGUACUACUAAAGAUGGAGGCUCCUACAGGGGCACGAUUUCUGUAACCAAAUCAGGAAAAACCUGUCAGAAAUGGACAUCACAAACACCUCACAACCAUGACAGAACUCAACAGAACUACCCAUGCAAAGGUCUUGAAGAGAAUUACUGCAGGAAUCCUGAUGAAAGUGAAAGGCCCUGGUGUUACACCACAGACCCUAAGACCCGCUGGGAAUACUGCACUAUUCCCAAGUGUAAAAAUCGACAUAAACCAGAGAUUAAAGUUUCAGAAGAUUGUAUGCAGUGCAGUGGAGAAAACUACAUUGGUAAGAUCUCCACCACUGAGACUGGAUACACUUGCCAAAGUUGGGACUCCCAGAAACCCCACAGCCAUUAUUUCGUUCUUUCAAUUUUACCUGAGAAGAAUUUGGAUGAGAACUUCUGCAGGAACCCUGAUGAAUCACCCAGGCCCUGGUGCUAUACAACAAAUCCGUCCAAACGCUGGGAAUUCUGCUCAGUUCCUCGAUGCUGGACUGACCUGCUAACAUUUGUACCAGAGCACAGAUGUGCUACUGGAGCUGGACGUUCCUACAGAGGCUUAAUUUCUGUGACCGAAUCAGGGAAAACUUGCCAGAAAUGGGCAUCUCAAUCUCCUCACAUGCAUGACCAAACACCAGAGAACUACCCAUGCAAAGGUCUCAAAUGGAAUUACUGCAGAAACCCUGAUGGUAGCGAAAGGCCCUGGUGUUACACCACAGACCCUAAGACCCGCUGGGAAUACUGCAAUGUAUCCAGAUGUGAAGAUCAACCUAGACCUGCUGCAGAAGAUUGUAUGCAAUGCAAUGGAGAAGACUACAAAGGCAAGAUCUCCACCACUGAGAGUGGAUACACCUGCCAACGCUGGGACUCUCAAUCGCCACAAAAGCACGAUUACGUCCUUUCAAUCAUACAUCAGAAGCACUUGGAUGAGAACUAUUGUAGGAAUCCUGAUGGAUCCCCCAGGCCCUGGUGCUAUACAACAGAUCCAUUCAUACGUUGGGAAUACUGCUUUAUUCCUCGAUGCUGUAAGCUUUACUCCUGUCAGUCUAAAAUUACUGUGGUAAAUAUUAAGUUCAUUGAUUUUUUUUUUUCUUUAGCAACUGAAUUGCCCACUAUUGUACCAGAGCUCAUUUGUACUACUGGAGAUGGAAGCUCUUACAGGGGCAAUAUUUCUACAACUAAAACAGGAAAAACUUGCCAGAAAUGGGCAUCUCAAACUCCUCACAAGCAUGACAGAACUUCAAAGAACUACCCAUGCAAAGGUCUUGAUGAGAAUUACUGCAGGAAUCCUGAUAAUGAGAGAGCACCCUGGUGUUACACCACAGACCCUCAGACCGAGUGGGAAUACUGCAAUGUGCCCAAUUGUGGAGAUAAAACUAGACCUGAAGAUUGUAUUCACUGCACUGGAGAAGACUACAGAGGCAAGAUCUCCACCACUGAGAGUGGAUACACCUGCCAACGCUGGGACUCUCAGAUACCACACAACCAUGUUUAUGUCCCUGAAAUUUUACCUAAGAAGAACUUGGAGGAGAACUUUUGCAGGAACCCUGAUGGAUCGUCCAGGCCCUGGUGCUAUACAACAAAUCCGUCCAAACGCUGGGAAUUCUGCUCAAUUCCUCGAUGCUCAACUAAACCGCCUGCAUUUGUACCAGAGCACACCUGUGCUACUGGAGAUGGACGCUCCUACAGGGGCAUAAUUUCUGUGACCAAAUCAGGGAAAACUUGCCAAAGCUGGGAAUCUCAAACACCUCACGUGCAUUUCACGACUCCAGAAGACUUUCCAUGCAAAGGUCUUCGAGGAAACUACUGCAGAAACCCUGAUAGUAGCCGAGGGCCCUGGUGUUACACCUCAGACCCUCAGACCCGCUGGGAAUACUGCAAUGUUUCCAGAUGUGAGGAACCUGAGCCUGAAGCAGAAAAAUGUAUACACUGCAGAGGACAAGACUACAGAGGCAAGCUCUCCACAACUUCGAAUGGAUACACCUGCCAACGCUGGGAGCUUCAGACACCACACAACCAUAACUACAUCCCUUCAGAAUUACCUGGGAAGUAUUUGGAGGAGAAUUAUUGCAGGAACCCUGAUACAUCCCCCAGGCCUUGGUGCUAUACCACAGAUCCAUCCAAUCGCUGGGACUACUGCUCUAUUCAUCAAUGCAUGCUCAUCUUUUUUGUAGCAACGAAACAGGAUGUACUCACCUGUUCCACUGGGGAUGGCGUCACCUACAGGGGCACUGUUUCUGUGACUGUAUCAGGUAAAACCUGUCAGAAAUGGACAUCUAAAACUCCUCACGAGCAUUCAAUUACUAACGAGGACUACCCUUGUGGUGGUCUUGAGGAGAACUACUGCAGGAACCCUGACAGACGCAACGGUCCCUUUUGUCACACCACAGACCCCGAGACCCGCUGGGAAUACUGCAGUGUACCCAUUUGUAAAGAUCCAUCCAUACCUGCUGCAGAAGAUUGUAUGCACUGCACUGGAGAAGACUACAGAGGCAAGAUCUCCAUCACUGAGAGUGGAUACACCUGCCAACGCUGGGACUCUCAGACACCACACAAACAUGAAUUUGUCCUUUCAAUUUUACCUGUAAAACAUUUGGAGGAGAACUACUGCAGGAACCCUAAUGGAUCGCCCAGGCCCUGGUGCUUUACAACAAAUCCAUCCAAAAGCUGGGAAUACUGCUCUAUUCCUCAAUGCUCAACUACACCACCAACAAUUGUACCAGAGCUCACCUGCACUACUGGAGAUGGAGGCUCCUACAGGGGCACAAUUUCUGUGACUAAAACAGGAAAAACCUGCCAGAAAUGGACAUCGCAAAAACCUCACGAGCAUUCCAGAACUCCAGAGAAAUACCCAUGCAAAGGUCUUGAAGAGAACUACUGCAGGAAUCCUGAUAAUGCGCAAGCGCCCUGGUGUUACACCACAGACCCUGAAACCCUCUGGGAAGAAUGCAAUGUGCCCAAUUGUGAAGAUCCAUCCAAAACUGAUUGUAUGCACUGCACUGGAGAAGACUACAGAGGCAAGAUCUCCACCACUGAGAGUGGAUACACCUGUCAACGCUGGGACUCUCAGACACCACACAAACAUGAAUUUGUCCUUUCAAUUUUACCUGUAAAACAUUUGGAGGAGAACUACUGCAGGAACCCUAAUGGAUCCCCCAGGCCCUGGUGCUAUACAACAAAUCCGUCCAAAAGCUGGGAAUACUGCUCUAUUCCUCAAUGCACAACUACACCACCAACAAUUGUACCUGAGCUCACCUGCACUACUGGAGAUGGAGGCUCCUACAGGGGCAAAAUUUCUGUGACUAAAACAGGAAAAACCUGCCAGAAAUGGACAUCGCAAACACCUCAUGAGCAUUCCAGAACUCCAGAGAAAUACCCAUGCAAAGGUCUUGAAGAGAACUUCUGCAGGAAUCCUGAUAAUGCGAAAGCGCCCUGGUGUUACACCACAGACCCUGAAACCCUCUGGGAACACUGCAAUGUGCCCAAUUGUGAAGAUCCAUCUAGACCUGAUUGUAUGCACUGCACUGGAGAAGACUACAGAGGCAAGAUCAACAUCACUAAGAGUGGAUACACCUGCCAACGCUGGGACUCUCAGACACCACACAGCCAUGAUUUUGUCCUUUCAAUUUUACCUGGGAAACAUUUGGAGGAGAACUACUGCAGGAACCCUGAUGGACAGCCCAGGCCCUGGUGCUAUACAAUAAAUCCAUCCAAACGCUGGGAAUACUGCUCUAUUCCUCAAUGCACAACUACACCACCAACAAUUGUACCAGAGCUCACCUGUACUACUGGAGAUGGAGGCUCCUACAGGGGCAAGAUUUCUGUGACCAAAUCAGGGAAAACCUGCCAGAAAUGGACAUUGCAAACACCUCACAAGCAUUCCAAAACUCCAGAGAACUACCCAUGCCAAGGUCUUGACGAGAAUUACUGCAGGAAUCCUGAUAAUGAGAAAGCACCUUGGUGUUACACCACAGAUCCUGAAACCCGCUGGGAAUACUGCAAUGUGCACAGUUGUGGAUCUCAACCUGAAGAUUGUAUGCACUGCAGAGGAGAUGACUACAGAGGCAAAAUCUCCAUCACUGAGAGUGGAUACAUCUGCCAACGCUGGGACUCUCAGAUACCACACAAACAUGAUUUUGUUCUUUCAAUUUUACCUGGGAAACAUUUGGAGGAGAACUACUGCAGGAACCCUGAUGGACAGCCCAGGCCCUGGUGCUAUACAACAAAUCCAUCCAAACGCUGGGAAUACUGCUCUAUUCCUCAAUGCACAACAAAGCCACCCCCAAUUGUACCAGAGCUCACCUGUAUUACCGGAGGAGGAAGAUCCUACAGGGGCAGGAUUUCUUUGACCAAAUCAGGGAAAACCUGCCAGAAAUGGACAUCGCAAACACCCCACAACCAUGACAGAACCCCAGAAAACUACCUAUGCAAAGGUCUUGAUGAGAACUACUGCAGGAAUCCUGAUAAUGAGAACGCACCCUGGUGUUACACCACAGACCCUGAAACCCGUUGGGAAUACUGCAGUGUGCCCAGUUGUGGAGAUCAACCUCAAUCUGAUUGUAUGCACUGCACUGGAGAAGACUACAGAGGCAAGAUCUCCAUCACUGAGAGUGGAUACACCUGCCAACGCUGGGACUCUCAAACACCACACCAACAUGACUACACCCCUGCAGCUUUCCCGGGAAAGUUCUUGGAGGAGAACUACUGCAGGAACUCUGAUGGACAGCCCAGGCCCUGGUGCUAUACAACAAAUCCAUCCAAACGCUGGGAAUUCUGCUUCAUUCCUCAAUGCACAACAAAGCCACCCCCAAUUGUACCAGAGCUCACCUGUAUUACUGGAGAAGGACGCUCCUACAGGGGCAGGAUUUCUGUGACCAAAUCAGGGAAAACCUGCCAGAAAUGGACAUCACAAACACCCCAUAACCAUGACAGAACCCCAGAAAACUACCUAUGCAAAGGUCUUGAAGAGAAUUACUGCAGGAAUCCUGAUAAUGAGAAAGCGCCCUGGUGUUACACCACAGACCCUGAAACCCGUUGGGAAUACUGCAGUGUGCCCAGAUGUGGAGAUCAACCUCAAUCUGCUGCAGAAGAUUGUAUGCACUGCACUGGAGAUGACUACAGAGGGGAGAUCUCCAUCACUGAGAGUGGAUACACCUGCCAACGCUGGGACUCUCAGACACCACACAAACAUGAUUUUGUCCAUUCAAUGUUACCUGGGAAUCAUUUGGAGGAGAACUACUGCAGGAACCCUGAUGGACAGCCCAGGCCCUGGUGCUAUACAACAGAUCUGUCCAAACGCUGGGAAUAUUGCUCUAUUCCUCAAUGCACAACUACACCACCCAGAACUGUACCAGAGCUCACCUGUAUUACUGGAAAAGGACGCUCCUACAGGGGCAAGAUUUCGAUAACCAAAUCAGGGAAAACCUGCCAGAAAUGGACAUUGCAAACACCUCACAACCAUGACAGAACUGAAGAGAACUACCCAUGCAAAGGUCUUGAAGAGAACUACUGCAGGAAUCCUGAUAACGAAAGAGCGCCCUGGUGUUACACCACAGACCCUGAAACCCGCUGGGAAUACUGCAAUGUGCACAGUUGUGAAGAUCCAUCUAGGCCUGCUGCAGAAGAUUGUAUGCACUGCACUGGAGAAGAUUACAGAGGCAAGAUCUCCAUCACUGAGAGUGGAUACACCUGCCAACGCUGGGACUCUCAAACACCACACAAACAUGAUUUUGUCCUUUCAAUUUUACCUGGGAAACAUUUGGAGGAGAACUACUGCAGGAACCCUGAUGGACAGCCCAGGCCCUGGUGCUAUACAACAGAUCCGUCCAAACGUUGGGAAUACUGCUCUAUUCCUCGAUGCUCAACUACACCACCAACAAUUGUACCAGAGCUCACCUGUACUACUGAAGCUGGAGGCUCCUACAGGGGCACAAUUUCUGUGACCAAAACAGGGAAAACCUGCCAGAAAUGGACAUCGCAAACACCUCACAACCAUGACAGAACUCAAGAGAAAUACCCAUGCAAAGGUCUUGAUGAGAAUUACUGCAGGAAUCCUGAUAAUGAGAAAGCGCCCUGGUGUUACACCACAGACCCUGAAACCCGCUGGGAAUACUGCAAUGUGCCCAGUUGUGAAGAUCAACCUCAACCUGGUCUGAAAUGUGGACAAUCGGCAAUAAAACCUAAACAUUGCCUUGGAAUGCGAGUUGUUGGGGGAUGCGUUUCCAAACCACACUCCUGGCCUUGGCAGAUCAGUCUUCGAAUCGGCAAAAGUCAUCAUUGUGGUGGAACUCUAAUUGAUUCAAAGUGGGUCCUAACUGCAGCUCAUUGCAUUGAUUGGCCUCAGACGCCAUCUGUUUACAAGAUCUUCCUUGGAAUCCACACAAAAAACGCAGAAGAAACCACCAAACAAGAACGAGAUGUUUCUAAGAUUGUUAUGGGACCAUCUGAAACUGACAUUGCUCUUCUCAAGUUAAAAAGGCCUGCAGUGAUAAACGAUAAGGUUUCAAUUGCUUGUCUACCAGAAAAAGACUACAUUGUACCAGAUGCUACAGACUGCUUUGUAACAGGUUGGGGAAACACACGGGGAACUGGUGGAGAGGGUUACUUGAAAGAAGCUGGUUUGCCAGUAAUUGAAAAUACAAUCUGCAACAGUUCACCGUUUUUGGAUGGCCGUGUAAAGGAGCAUGAGAUGUGUGCAGGAAACAUAGAAGGUGGAGCGGACAGUUGUCAGGGUGACAGCGGUGGGCCUCUCGUAUGCCAAGCCCAGAACAAGUUUGUUCUUCAGGGUGUGACAUCAUGGGGGAUUGAUUGUGCUAAAGCAAAGAAACCUGGAGUCUAUGCCCGCGUCUCUAAGUUUGUUGACUGGAUUGAACAAAGCAUGAAAGAAAACUAAAAAAAAGUUAGAUUUUAAACCAAAAUAUGAUAUGGAUGCCAUAGUUAAAGGUCCUGAUUAAAAAAUGUGAAAAACA